AUGGCCCGGAUGGUGCCCUGUGUCUAUCCCCUGCCCCGGGAAGAUUCCAAGCUCGAUGCUCUCGCCAACAGAAAUGACGAUUCGUCUGGCCAGUGCAAUGCUUGCUGCAAUGAAUUCGAAGGCCUGAUGCCCGAUGGAGAAGACGGGGGCGGAAGACGAGACGAGCGUAAAGCACAAGCACUAGAGACAUCGAGGACUGGAGACGCAACGAAUGACGACCCAGCAGGAGACGAGGCGGGGCCGAGCUUGGUCUGGAAAGGUGAGGGUAACGGCCAAGCGGGUUUUUCGGUGGAGGAUCAUGGAAAUUUGGGAGGGGGGUGA
This is a messenger RNA of Verticillium alfalfae VaMs.102, 321 nucleotides long. RefSeq lists its product with no specific name. The transcript is spliced from 2 exons. The coding region runs from base 1 to 321 and encodes 106 amino acids. The record is from RefSeq and is a predicted model, not a curated record. Lineage: Eukaryota; Fungi; Ascomycota; Sordariomycetes; Glomerellales; Plectosphaerellaceae.